This is a messenger RNA of Colletotrichum tamarilloi, 825 nucleotides long. Its product is annotated as scytalone dehydratase. NCBI's taxonomy places the organism in Eukaryota, Fungi, Ascomycota, Sordariomycetes, Glomerellales, Glomerellaceae. The record is from RefSeq and is a predicted model, not a curated record. Gene Ontology annotation, biological process: melanin metabolic process. The transcript is spliced from 4 exons. Gene Ontology annotation, molecular function: scytalone dehydratase activity. The coding region runs from base 1 to 825 and encodes 274 amino acids.
AUGGCGAGCCCUGCUGGAAACAUCUCCUUUGAGGACUAUCUCGGCCUCUCUGGCUGCAUCUUCGAGUGGGCCGACAGCUACGACUCCAAGGACUGGGAUCGUCUCAGGAAAUGCAUUGCCCCUGAGCUUCGCAUUGACUACCGCUCCUUCCUCGACAAGAUCUGGGAGGCCAUGCCCGCGGAGGAGUUCAUCGCCAUGAUCUCGGACAAGUCCGUCCUCGGCAACCCCCUUCUUAAGACCCAGCACUUCAUCGGCGGCACCCGCUGGGAGAAGGUCUCCGAGACCGAGGUCAUCGGACACCACCAGCUCCGCGUGCCCCACCAGAAGUACACCGACGCCUCCCGCAAGGAGGUUGCCGUCAAGGGCCACGCUCACAGCUACAACAAGCAUUGGUACAAGAAGGUCGACGGCGUCUGGAAGUUCGCUGGUCUCGCUCCCGAGAUCCGCUGGUCAGAGUACGACUUUGAGGCUGUCUUCGCCGAUGGACGUGAUUCCUUCGGUGCUGAGGAGACUAUCGACAAGAAGAACAAUGUCUCUGUUGUCGAGAAGGAGCUCAAGCAUCCCAGCGCGCUUCGGAUCUGGAGGAGCAAGUUCACAACCAACAUCUUCAGUUACCACGGCUCAGGCGUCUGGUUCAGGGCCUAUGAGUUUGGUCCUGUCAAGUUCUCUCCUACCAGCGCUACUGAAGAGUGGGGUACGUACGAUAAGGAUGUCAAUGCCCUCACUAACCCCAGCAACCUUGCUGCUGCUGGUUUCUUGAUUCGACCUAACCGUCUUACUCUACAUAAGCUCUCUGGUACCGACUUCUACCUCAACUGCGGCUAG